GGCCUCUGCACUGACGUCACCGGCCCUCCCUCCCAGGCAGCAGCAGCAGCAGAAAGAAGAACCUGGCAGCCAGAAUGCGAGCAAGACCGUGUGCAGUACAGGGACACAGGAGCAUCAGGUUUCCAAGCCUGGGCCAUGGGCUGCCUACGGAGGUUCCAGACCAGAAGAGAGAUAGGAGGGGGGAGAGGACUGUAAGUGACCCAGGGAUCCCAGCUUCUUCCCCCCUUACACAGCAGGUGGAUGUGUCUCGGUCCUGUGUAACCUGAUCAGAGCACUCGGGACUGGAGAGUGAGAGACACACAGAGAGUCCCAGUGUAAAUGCCCUGUAUUCAAACGCAGUAUGGAAGUCUGUCCCAAUGUGCAGGCCCCAGUGACAGUUAUGUACCAGACAUCUUGAACUCAGAGUUCAGUAAAUUCACCAUGGACCUUGUUAACAGUGAAAUUGCAGCUUCCACUUCUUUGCCCAGUUUCAGCACCUUCAUGGACGGUUACACUGGAGAAUUUGAUGCUUUUCUCUACCAGAUACCUUCUUCAAACCCCCAAUCCACGCUGAAGGUAGAGGAGUUUCAAGUGUUUGGCUGUUACCCAGGUUCCUUCACAAACCAGUUGGACGAAACCAUGUCAUCAAGCGGUUCGGAUUAUUAUGGUAGCCCUUGCUCCAUCCCAUCUCCUUCUACCCCUGGUUUCCAGAAUCCUCAAGUACCGACAUGGGAGAGCUCUUACGGAGCCUACUCUCCAACUCAAAACUACGACAGCAUGCGUCCAUGGACUGAGCAGCAGAAAAACUGCAUUCCACAGCCUUCGUUUUUCUCCUUUGGGACACAAUCUCACAGCCCAAACAUGGCUAAUUCAUUAAAAAUGACUCAAGCUCCACAUAGACUUGAACAGCAAGUUGUGGAUCCUGAUGUUUUUGCAUUGGCACAAAACUCUUCAGCCGGAUUUCCCACAAUUCCCAUUGGUCAGGGGCCUGUGGUACUGGACAGCUCUGUUUUAUUGGAUGGUCCUCUAUCCCCUUCAAAAGCACGUAGUCCCAGUUCAAAUGAGGGACGAUGUGCUGUCUGUGGAGAUAAUGCUUCAUGUCAGCAUUACGGUGUGCGAACCUGUGAAGGAUGCAAAGGUUUUUUUAAGAGGACUGUACAAAAAAAUGCCAAGUACAUCUGCUUGGCUAACAAGGACUGUCCCGUGGAUAAAAGGCGAAGGAAUCGCUGCCAGUUCUGUCGCUUUCAAAAAUGCCUUGCAGUCGGAAUGGUCAAAGAAGUUGUGCGUACAGACAGCUUAAAAGGCAGGAGGGGUCGCCUCCCAUCUAAACCAAAGCAAGUUUCAGAGUGUUCUUCUCCAAUUAGUCUUAUAAAUUCGCUGGUGAGAGCUCACAUUGACACCAUCCCCAGUUCCACAAAUCUGGAUUUUUCUCAGUACCGGGAGAAUGUCCCCAUCCUGUUGGAGAAGGAGAAUCCUGUUGACGUGCAGCAGUUCUAUGACCUUCUAUCUGGUUCCUUGGAAGUAAUUCGCAAAUGGGCAGAGAAAAUCCAGGGAUUCCUAGAGCUACCCAAAGAAGACCAGGACCUUCUGCUGGAGUCUUCUUUCUUGGAGCUCUUCAUCCUACGACUUGCUUACAGUUCCAAGCCAGAGGAAGGGAAGUUAAUAUUUUGCAAUGGAUUGGUGCUUCACCGUAUGCAGUGUGUCCGAGGCUUUGGGGAGUGGAUAGACUCCAUAAUAGAUUUCUCCCACAGUCUCCAGCGUAUGAACAUUGAUGUCCCAUCUUUUUCCUGCCUCUCUGCCCUUGUUAUCAUUACAGACAGACAUGGAUUGAAAGAGCCUAAGAAAGUGGAGGAACUUCAGAGUCGUAUUAUUAACUGCCUUAAAGAGCAUGUACCAUCACCACUGAAUGAGCAGAACAGAUCCAACUGUCUGUCCAAGUUACUGGGAAAACUCCCUGAGCUCCGCACACUCUGCACGCAGGGUCUUCAGCGCAUAUUUUACCUGAAAUUAGAGGACCUAGUACCACCGCCUCCAAUUGUAGAAAAAAUAUUCAUGGACACACUACCUUUCUAAGCAAACAUUGCACUUUUCUUACAAAUCCAGAGAGAAGGAAACCCACACUUGGGAGAUGGAGAUGUAUACUGUUACAAACUCGUGGAACCUUUUCUUUGACAUUAGGUGCCUAACCCAGUCGAUCCUGUCCUUGGUGGGAUCUUCUGGGUCUUAUAUGAAGACUUCAUUUUUAUUCUAGAAAAUCCAAUUGUGCCUUUGGCUAAGACAGACUUUGUACUUGUUCGUCUUUUUGUUUCACAUUCAAAAGUAUUUUGUAACUUUUUUUUGUUUUUGUUUUUUUUCAAAAUACUUUUACAAUUCACGUGGCUCCUAAACUGCCUUUCCUACAGCACUCCAGAACUAGACCAGUCCUUUGCCACAGACUCUAAAGCAAAGCAGUGGGAGACGGACCUCAUCUGCCCUGUCCGGAUUCCCAUCUGUUUUGAAACGGCAAAAGAAAUGGACCCUUUUUCAGUCACAGCCAGUUUGUAAAGUCUUGUAUAUAAAUGAAGAGCAAACUGUAUAUAGUAUUAAAAUGCAAAGCUACCCCUUGUAAUGGUCACUAUGGUUUCCACAGUGUUCUGGGCUGUGUGUAUAUAUGUGUAAUUUUUAAAAAGAAACAUUUAUAUUUGUGUACCUUACUGGAUUUACAGUAUGUGUUUUUUCUGAUUAAUAUAUAUUUAAUAUAUUGAAUAAAAAAUACUGUAAUAGUAGCAAA
Messenger RNA from Pseudophryne corroboree (corroboree frog), 2749 nucleotides. RefSeq names its product nuclear receptor subfamily 4 group A member 1 (gene NR4A1). The record is from RefSeq and is a predicted model, not a curated record. Gene Ontology annotation, cellular component: transcription regulator complex; nucleus. Bases 319 to 2052 code for a protein of 577 amino acids. Gene Ontology annotation, molecular function: RNA polymerase II cis-regulatory region sequence-specific DNA binding; nuclear glucocorticoid receptor binding; nuclear receptor activity. Gene Ontology annotation, biological process: cellular response to corticotropin-releasing hormone stimulus; regulation of transcription by RNA polymerase II. NCBI's taxonomy places the organism in Eukaryota, Metazoa, Chordata, Amphibia, Anura, Myobatrachidae. The transcript has 7 exons.